Messenger RNA from Uncinocarpus reesii 1704, 3420 nucleotides. RefSeq lists its product as uncharacterized. The transcript has 7 exons. The record is from RefSeq and is a predicted model, not a curated record. Lineage: Eukaryota; Fungi; Ascomycota; Eurotiomycetes; Onygenales; Onygenaceae. The coding region runs from base 1 to 3420 and encodes 1139 amino acids. Gene Ontology annotation, molecular function: protein-containing complex binding; protein binding.
AUGAGUACCUCUGAAAUUCACAAUCUCCACGGACAAUUCCACCCGCAUCCUCCUAAGUCUGAGCACCUUGAAUCUCCAAAGCACAAACCCGGGGCCAAGGCAUCGCCAAACGACAACGCCCCGGAAUACGCGGCUGAGACGUUCGCCCCCGGCACAGCGCCUCCAGACCGGACAUUCCAGCCCAACCCAAUAGAACAGGUUCCCGGCCAGGCGCUGAAUGAAAACGUCGAGCGGGCACACGGCAAGGAGUCCGUCAAAACCACGGCCAGCUCCACAAUCACCGGAGCAACGUCUGCAGAUGUCAACCGUGGAUUGGGGCGUCCCAUGCAGGGGGAAUCAUCGGUAGAGCACCGGCACGGUGACCAGAAGCACGGGAAGCAUCACGGAUCGGGGCUGGAGGGGGUCGGAGCCAACGAGGUGCGGGUUGAAGACGACCUGAAGAGACUCGAGCGCGAGGACAACGUGCCGAAAGGCAGUAAAGCGGCGGAAAGGGGCGUUCCUGCAGAGGAGCGGCCCCCCGAAACGGCGAGCAGUGUCUCAGCGGACGUGAACCAGCACCAUCACCAUCACCACCAGCAGCCUCACCACAUGAAGCGAUUCAGCGCCGACAGAAGGCCUCUAGAACGUCGGGAGAACGCCGUCGAGGGCGAGUCAAGCUUUGGCCGUUUGGUUGCGAUGGGAAUACGAGCAUGCAUCCCCCAAAUGUGCCUGAGAAGGCAAAGGGACGAGCUGAUUCCACAGCUACCAGCUCGCACGGUUGCGUCGCUGCCCUCGCUCCCACAUCCUCGCUCCGUCUGCCACUCCUCGAGCUCUGGAGCCGCCGUGCUGCUGCUGGAUCAUUUCGUGCUCUUGGGUUGUUUCAUCCUGCUGCGUCACAAACUCUGGCCAACUGGGCACGCUAACCGGCUCGCCAUCCGCAGGUGCAACGGCUUUGGAAUGCCAGGAGGGAUGCGGCGCAUGAGCAGAGGCGCUAGCGCCUCCCCGUUGGCUGGCAAGACGGCCGCCGUAGGCGCGGACCCCAUGUCCCUGAUCCGGACGUUCAAUUCGGAAACAAACCCUUCUCGUCCUAUCCAUCCGUCGCCUCUCACCGCAUCGCAGAUUCGGGGCAUGCCGCUGGAUCUGAUCGACCGCCUGCGGUCCUUUCCUCUGUUCCAGUCAACCCCGGAAUCUUUCCUCGCGGAGAUCGGCCUGCGGCUACGACCACAGCUAAACUCGCCAAAUGAUUAUAUCCUGACGGAAGGCGAUGAGGCCAAGGCCAUGUACUGGCUCGUGCGGGGUGCGGUGGCCGUCACGUCGCGGGACGGGGAGAGUGUGUAUGCUGAGCUGAAGCCGGGCGCGUUCUUUGGCGAGAUUGGGAUCCUCAUGGAUCGACCGCGGACGGCAACAAUCAUUGCGCGUACGCGGUGCUUGCUCGUGGUUUUGACCAAGGAGGACCUCCAGGGUAUUCUUCCAAGGUUUCCCGAAGUGGAACGAGCCAUCAGAGAAGAAGCUGAAGAAAGACUACAAAUCCUGGAGAAGAAAAAGACUCAAGCUGCUCCGUUGCCAAUGCGCCCGGAGCGACUUGCUGGGGAGCGCCGUGGGUCAAAACGACUGCGUGAUGCAUUCUCCGGGGACAUGAGCUUGGACGAUGAGCGCCGCUUUGACAUCAUCAGCAAAAAGCGGAAAUCUCCUAGCCCGAGCAUAGCGGAGACGUCUACGUCAAGCGCCCUAGCAAACGGACUUGUGAGCGUUCGGAUGCUCCUAAAAGAACUGCCUCUGUUCUCUCAGCUACCUCCAGAUAUCCUUCACUUUCUUGGUCUGAACGCACAGCCACGGACAUUUCCCCCUUUUACAGAUAUCAUUCGACAGGACUCCUACGGUCGAGAGAUCUAUUUUAUCGUCCGGGGCGAAGUUGAAGUGAUCAAUGAACGGCCAGACCCUCGUGCCACACGUCGAGGUGCAGAUGCGGAAAGCCUGCGCAGUGUGGAGGUCAAAGCCAGGCUCAGACAGGGGCAAUAUUUUGGCGAAGUUGUCAGCUUGUCGUUGGCACCACGGCGAACCGCCACCGUCCGCUCUGUAAGUGCGGUAGAAUGCUUGAUGAUAAGCGGUGAAGUUCUUUCUGAGUUUUGGGAGCGCUGCCCGAAAAAUAUCAAGGAACAAGUUGAGAACACCGCUAAAAAGCGACUGGAAGCUGCAUCUGGCGGGGAUGUCGUCAUGGAGGAUGCACCGCCAGCUGGAGCUUUUGAUCCUUGUGAACCGGCUAUGCCAACGACCCGGAGACAGUCAAUGCCGCUGCUUACCUUUACAGAGAGCGAUCUAGAUAGCUUCCACAAACCAAACCAUCUCGAAGAUGCGCCGGUUUUGCGGCCGUCAGAUCCUGACCCUUAUCUUAGCGUCGAUCUGGAUAACAUGCGUGCGAGAUCACGACGUGGCUCGCUUGCUCCUAUCGUUCCAGAUGACGCUAUCUCAGCAGACCAGUCCUCCCAGGUACCCGCCUUGAAUCGCUCUCCACGCAGCUUGUCACCGUCCAAGCAAGUUCAGGCUUUUCCAACAUCAUCCGUGAGCUCCUUAAAGCCAGUAUUCCGGCCUAGCUUCGGAAACAGUCGCGGAAUCUUCAACGACGAUAUCUUAAUUACCAUCCUCCAACAUAUGGAACUUCACCACCUUCUUCGAUUGCGGUCGGUUUCACGUCACUGGUCCAACCUAAUCACCAAAUCACCUCACCUCCUGCAUUUCCUUGACCUUAGCAUCUACAACCGAAAGAUCACAGAUGAAGUUAUCACAGAUUUCAUUUGCCCGUUCAUUGGAGGCAGACCACGCGUUGUUGAUAUCAACAAUUGCUUUCAUAUUACCGACGAAGGAUUCAAUGCCCUGGCUAAUUCAUGUGGAACCAACCUUCGAGCAUUAAGGAUGAAAAGUGUUGGGAUGUCACGGCUCCGGCGAUCCUUGAUAUGGCAAACAAGGCCAAGGAUCUACAGGAGAUUGAUCUCAGUAAUUGUAGAAAGGAAGCUUUGCCUCGCGGACUGCACUUAUUUGACGGAUAAUGCAAUUGUUUACCUCACGAAUGCUGCCAAAGCGCUCCAGGAACUUGAUUUGUCCUUUUGCUGUGCAUUGUCAGACACUGCAACAGAAGUGAUUGCACUUGGAUGUCCCCAGCUCACUUAUCUUAACCUCUCAUUUUGCGGCUCUGCGGUUUCUGACGCCUCUCUUCGCUCCAUCGGCUUGCAUCUCCCCCUUCUCCACGAGUUAUCUGUCCGCGGGUGUGUUCGGGUCACAGGCACCGGCGUCGAGUCAGUGGUAGAAAACUGUCCUAUGCUUGGCGUUUUCGACGUGAGCCAGUGCAAGAACUUGACACCCUGGCUUGAAUUCGGCUGCCAUCGAAAGUAUAGCGAUCGAAUACGCUUCGUGACCGUGGCGCACACCGAAAGGCUCCUCAGAUAA